GUCUCUCUGUCUGUUUCUGUAUGCUUUAUUGUUCAUUUCAUGAAGCUGCAUUUGCAAUCUUGUAUGUAUAUAUGUCUUGUAAUAGUAUGCAUGUAAUUCAAACAUGAUUGUUUGGUCAAUCUGUAGAUUGCAUAGUCAGUUUAUUUGUUAUGCAACACAAUUAUGCUAAACAUCACAUUAAUACAGUAAGUAUACUGUAAACAUGCUUAAUUUACAUUCAAAUAUUGACAAAAAUAUCACAUUAAAUAUUCUUCAGGCGUUUGUCUCACCCCAACAUUGUGAGGAUGAUGGCUGUAGCCAAAAGUGAGACAAAUAUCCUCAUUGCUAAUGAGUACAUCCAAGGUGCUGACCUCAAUCAGGUUAUUUAUAAAGAUAUUCCCAUCAAGUUACAGUAUGAGGAUAAGCUGUGUGUAGCUUUAGAUAUCGCUAUGGCUGUUGAGUACAUGCAUGAUAAACGGAUCAUCCACCAGGAUCUGAAGCCAGCAAACAUAAUGGUUUCAGAAGGUAACAGAAAGGCCUAUCUUACUGACUGGGGCCUGGCGAACUUCAAAGACACCAUGUAUGGAAGUGUUCAAACAGGAAGUGGUAAACCAGCGGGUUACUGUGGCCCUCUGGGAGGAACCCCUCCCUACAUGGCCCCAGAGUGCAUAGUAGAGUGUGAGAAAUGCAGCACCAUGUCAGACAUGUGGUCUCUUGGCAUCACUCUUCUGGAGAUGUUCUCAAACUCUAGACCUUGGCCAAGCAAUAGCCAGCAAAAAAUACGUAAACUUCUCUAUUAUCGCCAUAGUCCUCAAGCUCUGGCUAAACUACAGCCUGCUCUUCAUGCCAUUUUAGAACCACUGUUAAGAUUUACACCCAAUUAUCGCAUGAAUGCCAAAGAUCUGGUGGAAUUGCUGAAGUCAAAAGUUGAUGUCAAUAAAAGACAUGGUUUCAAGUCAUAGGGACUGAACAAUUAAGAAAGUCUUUUUCAGCCAUUAUAUUGUGCUUUUGUUAUCAUUACUGAUAAAGGGAAUAUUUAAAUGAUGUUAAACAUAUUGUAAUGUUCAAAUAACAUGUGAUUACAAGAGUUUGUCUAAAAUACUAUCCUCCAGAUGAUGGCCAAGUGUAUGCUGCACUUUGAUAAAAUACUGUAUACGGGACUGUACAUUCCAAAUGCAGUUACUCAAAAGUUCAGUUACAGUAGUUAUUUGUUCUAUUUGUAAGUGUUUUGUACAACAUGAUGACCUUAAUCUUGGUAGAGAGCAGCAUGUACAUAAUAGCACAGUAAUUAUCAUUAUAAGAUAUCCUUGCAUUGUAACUAUAGAUGCAGACCUACCUAAGACACCCUUGCAUUGCAACUAUAGAUGCAGACUUCUAGAACACUGCGACUGAUUGGACAUUAGAUUGGAGUGUUGAUUUUUUUUCCUCCAAAUCUUAAAGCCUAUUAAUUAAAUCUACAAACUGGAAUUCUGAUGGAUUUUAAUAAAUAACAACCUGAU
Molecule: messenger RNA, 1478 nt
Organism: Alosa sapidissima (American shad)
Lineage: Eukaryota; Metazoa; Chordata; Actinopteri; Clupeiformes; Clupeidae
Product: probable LRR receptor-like serine/threonine-protein kinase RPK1
Exons: 3
Coding region: 285-941 (218 amino acids)
Biological process (GO): autophagosome organization; peptidyl-serine phosphorylation; protein autophosphorylation
Cellular component (GO): cytoplasm; autophagosome
Molecular function (GO): protein serine/threonine kinase activity; ATP binding
Source: RefSeq, a predicted model, not a curated record